Molecule: messenger RNA, 2025 nt
Organism: Phytomonas sp. EM1
Lineage: Eukaryota; Euglenozoa; Kinetoplastea; Trypanosomatida; Trypanosomatidae
Source: the annotation of a GenBank genome assembly
AUGAAUCAGCAACUCCGCGGCCAGCCGGUGCGGUUCUUAGUGGUGGUCGAGCGGCGGUAUCUCGCGGCGCGGGUGGUGCUGCCGCGGGCGCCGGAGGACGUCUUCCUGGCGCCCGAGACGGUGAGGGCCUUCAGUGAUAUCCGCUCCGUCCUGAGCGAGGAUGGGGGGCGGUUUGUGGAUCUGGAGAACGGCGCGACCGUCCCUCGGCAUCUCUUCCUGCAACUCAGCACGAUCCUCACGCACCUCCUCCCGUUUGACAAGCCCGCCCAGCCGACGAAGAUCGCGGAUGUCCGCACGGCCGACCUCGGGGAGGUGAUCCAGGAAAUGAUGGUCAACCGUCCGAUCUUCGACGCCGUCGCCGACGUCAUCCGGGAGGACUCGGAGUUCUCCACGAACUUUUUCAUCCGCCUCGUGCAGGAGGCGUGCUCCUCGGUGGCUGGCAGCGCGGGGGCCCCCAAAGCCCCCAACGAGGGCGAGAAUGAUACCCAGGAGGAGCAAGCGACUAGCCAGACGGCGGAGGAAACCGCUGAGGGUUCGGUGAAUCCAGCAAAUCCAACUAGCGCCCCCAGCACCGCGGUGGUGCAGGAGAAGGGCCCGAAGAUCGCCCUCUUGGCCUCUCCCCAGGGAUGUGCACUGCUCAAAAUAGUUCUUGCGCAACGGAGUAAGCGCCGCGCGUUUUUCGAGUACAUGCAACAGGCCUCCUCCGCGGACUCCCCUUCCGGCGCGGAGGAGCUCUUCAAGUCGUUCUUUGCCGGCAUUCUGACCUCGCGUUUUGUCUUCCAAAGCUUUGGCUUACGCCUGGCGGAGGACGACGCUGGCGAGGAGUCCCCCACGACGCCGGCGAUUCCCCGCGAGGAUAGCGAGGUCGACGUCCUCUGCGGCUGCUUCGCGCGCUACGGCAUCACGGUGGUGAGCGGGAACGGGGGCAGCUGCAUGGUGGCGAGUUUGAUCCGCGCGCUGCGGCCGAAAUACCGAACCUUCGAGGUCGCGCUCAACCGACGCGAUCGCAACGCGCCGCCGGGCUCGCGCGGGGUGAAACGGGGGCGGGAGGGCCGGGAACCCGACGACGCCGCCCCCCCUCCGGCCGCGCCGUUCCCGCACCAUCCGCAACCCCGCACGGAGGAGGACGGCAAGCCCGACCCCCACGCCUCGCACGCGCCCGCGAGUCUGGCGGAGUACCACGUCCCGGAGCCGCCGCUGGAUUGGCGGUUUUUCUACGCCGUGGCGUCGUCUUUUUCCUCCGGGCAGUAUCUCCUCUCCGGGCUCCACCCUCACCCUCACCCCCAUCCCCACCCAAAUGCGGCGCGGGAUCCCGCCGAGGAGGCCGCGACGCCCGCCCCGCUCACGCGCGUGCAGCUUCUCGCGGAGCACAUCGUCGCGUGCCGGACCGUCCAGGUGAUGAUCCCCCACUUCGCCGAUGCGAUCCUCGCGGCGGAAAAGCGCCCGGUCGGGUCCCCUUCCCACGACGCCUUCGUCGCGCAGUGCUCCCAACUUCUCAAGGAGCUGGCGAAUCGCGUGAAGGAGUUGGUGGUGCACAACUACGGCAAUUACGUCGCGCAGACCUUCUUCUUGGAGCUCGCCCCGCGCGCGGUGCCGGGGUCGGAGGUGGAGAACACCCUCCGGAUCGCCUUCGACGCCAUCGUCGCGAAUAUCUUCAGCAUGAGCAUGCAGAAAUUCGCGUCGAACUGCGUCGAGCGGGCGAUUAUCGCGUCGGCGAACGUGGCGGAGGGCCGCCAGAUCAUCCUCCGCCUCGCGAAGUCGUUGCUGGAGCGGGGGGAGAUGCUGAUGGUGCAGGUCGCCUCGCAUCAGUUCGGGAAUUACGUCGUGCGGCAUAUUUGCGAGCAGCUCACGGCCUUCACGGCGGCCGACGCCGCGACGAUCAGCGACGGCGAGCGGCAGGAGGCCGGGGUGCUGGAGGGGCAAUUCCUCACGUGGCUCUCCGCGCACCGCACGGAGCUGCAGCAGACGCCCUACGGCGUGGGGUUGGUGAAUUGGAUGAACAACAAACGACGGUCGUCCGCGUAG